AUGAAGGCCGACGGGCGCCUCAAGGUCUCCGUCGACGGCCACGCGUCCAAGGCCGAGGACCCGGCCGUCGCCGACGCGCGCGCGGCCGCCGUCGCCGCGAAGCUCGAGGAGCUCGGCGUCGACCCCGCGCGCCUGCGGCACGAGGGCCACGGCGCGGCGACGGCCGCGCGGCGCGAGGUCCAGUUCACCGUGAUCCAGGAGCUCCGCGUCUCCGACACGGUCCAGUUCGCCGCGUGCAGCUCCGACGUGACCGACGGCUCCGCGGGCGUCCUCGACGCCGUCGCGCGGGUCCUCGCGGAGCGGCCGCACCUCGUCGUCCGCGUCGAGGGCCACUGCUGCACGUCUCCCAUGUGGGGCUCGACGACCAUCGAGGAGCUCGCCGCGGACCGCGCGGAGGCCGUCGUCGCCGCUUUGGCGGCGCGGGGCGUGCCGCGGGACCAGCUGCGGCCGCGGGGCUUCGGCGCGGACCUGCCCGUCGACGUCGCGAACAAACGGCUCAACCGGCGCACGGAGUUCCACGUCGUCGACACGGACGUCGAGAAGAACCUGCGCCGGCGCGUCCGCGAGCCCGCGGCGCGGCGGCGGACCGCCGAGGACUUCGCCGAGGACCCCGCGGCCCUGGCGCGGCUCCGGGGCCUCGCGGCGCAGCCCGCGGGGCUGCCCAUGCGCGUGCGCUGGGCCGCGGCGCGGCUCCUGCUCGCCGCGCGCGCGGACUGGCGCGCGGAGCGCGUCCUGUGGCUGUUGCUCGCGCCGGGCGCGAAGCGGCCGCCGCUGAACCCGGACGUGAUCCGCGCCAUCGGCUCCUGGUGCUACGUCCUCGGCGCCUUCGACGCGCGGACGUCCGCGAAGGCGCCGUCGAAGGCGCCGUCGAAGCCGUUCGACGACUUCAAACAGAGAUACUUGCCCGAGUUCGCGUGGCGGAGGCGGAAGGACCGCGACGGGCCCCAGAAGACGUUCCUGCUGAAGCACCUCGGCGAGGACACGGUCAAGGGCUGCAGCGUCUUCCACGGCGCCGACGCCUUCCUCACGGGCCACGCCGCGUUCACGCUCGAGCUCGAGCAGGCGCUCCAGGCCGUCGACGCGUCCGUGUCGGCGCCCUAUUGGGACACGUCGCUCGACGACGACGCGCGCGGCGCGGCCUGGGCCGAGGGCCUCGAGCUCUUCGCGGAGGACUGGUUCGGGGCGCGCGCGGGCGCGGGCGGGCCGAAGCUCGACUACCCGGCCCUGACGACGGGCCGCUUCGCCUACGUCGACGUGCCCUCCUACGCCGCGGGCGACGCCGCGGGCGCCGCGGCCGCGCCGCCGGAGCGGAACGCGUUCGGCCGCCUGACCCAGUCCUACAACAACGACCCGGCGACGUUCCUCUGGCGCAGCGACAGCGUCUGCGGCCUGCCGAGCAAGCUGCGGCUCCCCGGCUGCGCGGCGCUGAAAGGCGCGCUCCGGGAGGCCUCCGUGAGCGACCUGAGGGCGAAGAUCGAGACGGACUGGCACGGCGCGCUGCACCCGACGCUCGGCGGCGCCUUCGACUGCGCGUCCGAGAGCGCCGGCGCGUCCCACUUCGCGGCCCUCGCGAAAACGGCGCCGGAGCUCGUGCAGUUCGUGCACCAGUUGGCGGAGGUGCUCUGGGACGUCGCGCACAACACGGGCCACCUCAAGUGCCCGUCGUCCUGCGACGAGGCCGCGGGGUUCGCCGCCUGCCGCUGCGCCUGCCCGGCGCUGGACGCCGAGUUCGCCGCGGGCAACGCGGCGCUCGCCUACGCGUUCCUCGACUCGAUCGGUCUGCUGAGCCGCUACGCGGGCAGCCAGCGCGGCGACGUCUUCGUGCGGACCGUCGACGAAAAGUUCUGCUUCGCGGGCGAGCCCAACGGCGCCUGCCUCGCGGGGCGCGACGCCGACGACUUCUUCGUCGCGCUCGCGAGGCUGUCGUGCGCGCCGGGCCGCGUGGCUCCCUACAUGACGCCGUUGGCCGCGUCCAACGACCCGCUCUUCUGG
This is a messenger RNA of Aureococcus anophagefferens, 1992 nucleotides long. RefSeq lists its product as hypothetical. Lineage: Eukaryota; Pelagophyceae; Pelagomonadales; Pelagomonadaceae. The transcript has 3 exons. The annotation marks the transcript as partial. The record is from RefSeq and is a predicted model, not a curated record. Gene Ontology annotation, molecular function: oxidoreductase activity.